GGGGCCGGAGAAACUAGGGAAAAUGGAGGCGCGCGGGAAGGGGGCGGAGCCGUUUUCGGGUCUGAGGAGGAGGCUUUCGGGGAGCGUUUAGUGCGCCUCAGGCUCCUGACAGAGCAGGCCUCCGAGGGUGUGGUUGUUAUCUAGCACUUCCCCAAAUGUUUCGGUUUUCGUUGCGUUUUGUGCAUAGUCACCCCUCUGCCACCCUCACUCUUGAAAUAAAAGGGAGCCGUGUAGUCAUUCCGAAAUACCAGUUCAAGAGAAGGUGAUGCCUUUAUAGAUCACACACACAUAAAAAAAAAAUCCCCCUCGUCUUACUUUUCGGAUUCUUCAGUUGCUUUUUCCCCCGGUUCCUUUGUUCUUCCCAGAUUAAAAAAGCAGCAUCCUUUUAUCAACGCAACUGAAGGAGAAAGCAAAAAAACCAAAGAAAAAACAACAACCCUAGGUUGUCUGAUCCAAGGAAAAAGUGUGACAUUUGGAAGUUCAUAGAAGGGGAAUAAGAAGAACCUGAACAUGUUAAGAGAUGGAACCAUUUUCAUGCCAAUACGUUCUUCUUACUUGAAGACAAGACAGAGGGAAUGAAGGAAAGACCUCCAGAACAUGCUCUGAGAUGAUCUACCCCCGUACAUCUUCACUGAUCUUCCUAAAUAUCAUAUUUCUCAUUUGGGCCGAUACUGUAUUUGAUAAUGUCAAGCCAUGCUCUGCAAUGGAUGGUACCACAGCAAAAACUGGGGAAAAGGCAGCCAGUCCUGGAACAAAAAAUCAAUCUGCAGAUAAUUUGCAGGAGAAGAAAAAAUGUUAUGCACCCUGUGAUUUUCAAGCUAAAAUAUUAAAAGAAGAAAAGCAUCACAUGUGUCGGAAUUUGCAGAACUCGCUGGUUGAAUAUGCAAGAAGUACUAAGAAAAUGAUACGAAACAUGAUGGAUGAUCAUCAGUCUUCUUUGGAUUACCUUUCCAAUCAGGUGAAUGAGCUUAUGAGUCGGGUUAUGCUUUUAAAUGCAGACAUGUCUAGAAAACCAAUUGAUGUAUUUCCUCAUCGGGCUGUUCAGUCUCAUGGUUUGGAUUGCAGUGAUAUUAAAGACACAAUUGGCUCUGUUACAAAAACUCCAAGUGGUCUUUACAUAAUCCAUCCAGAAGGAUCCAGUUACCCCUUUGAGGUAUUGUGCGAGAUGGAAUUCAGAGGAGGUGGAUGGACAGUGAUCCAGAAGAGAACUGAAGGGAUAGUUGAAUUUCAAAGGACCUGGUCUGACUAUCUGGAUGGUUUUGGUGAUCUUUCAGGGGAAUUUUGGCUUGGGCUCCGAAAGAUUUUCCACAUGACAAACCAGAAAACAGCCAGCUUCAUGCUUUACGUGGGCUUGGAGUCGGAAGAUGACACAUACGCCUAUGCAUCAUAUGAUACCUUUUGGUUAGAAGAUGAAGCGUGUGCCUUUAAAAUACAUUUAGGACGUUAUUCUGGAAAUGCUGGUGAUGCAUUUCGAGGACUUCAAAAAGAAGACAAUCAGAAUACGUUACCUUUUAGUACAUAUGACAUGGAUAAUGAUGGUUGCAACCCAUUGUGCUCUGUCCAAGAGCAGCCUAUAAAGAGCUGCAGUAACUUCAGUGGGAAAACAGGAUGGUGGUUCAGCCAGUGUGGGCUUGCCAAUCUGAACGGCGUUCAUCGGGUCACAAGGAGGAUGCUGUCGACUAGGAUUCGUUGGGAUACCUGGACUAUGGAUGGCAAACCUAUCAAAAUUAAAUCUGUUUCAAUGAAAAUCAGGAGAACAUAUUUUUAAUAAAGGAAUGAUGUCAUCGAAGAGUAUCUUCCAAAAUUAGGCUGUCAGAUACCUCCUCCAAGGUUGACACUUAGAAAAUUAUAGUGUUGCAAUUUGUUUAAAGAAUUAUUAGAAGCAUUUUGGAUUCCGCAUUACUCUGAAAUUGCACUUUUUAGUACAAGAUGUUUCUGUUUUCACCAUGAUGAUGUAGCUUUGUUUGUAAUAUGUUUUUUUUUCAUAAUACUGCUGGAUAUCAGAAUUGCUUGUUCUUAUUAGCACUCCCAUUGCACUGAUCAUUGCCUUAAAUACAGUUUGUUGCAAUUCUAGCUAGUUUGCUGUUGGCCAUUGCCUCUUCUUACACUUAAAAUGGUGCAGAAGGUUUAACAAAAACUUGUAGUUAUAUUAAUUUGAACUUUAUGGAGGGAAUUUUCACCCAGUCAAAACUGAACACAGACUAAACAGGAGCUGUUGUAGUAAAUGUCACAUUUUGCAAACUGAAGACAAAGCAGCAAUUUUACCAGAAAGAAUGUUCUCUAAAGCAAAAAUGGGCCUCUUUCCUAGCUUUUUAUUUACGUAUCCCACACAGGGAAUAGGAUAGCCAGUGUAGUAUAGUAGAUAGAAUGACGGACUAGGACUUGGGAGGCCUGGGUUCGAAUCCUCAC
Pogona vitticeps (central bearded dragon) is the source of this 2409-nucleotide messenger RNA. The record is from RefSeq and is a predicted model, not a curated record. NCBI's taxonomy places the organism in Eukaryota, Metazoa, Chordata, Lepidosauria, Squamata, Agamidae.